GUUUCAAUCUGCAAACCUAAAAACUCUGUUUACUGUGAAGCUCAAUUCAGUUUCAUGUCAAGGAAGCCGACGAUGAUUCUCCGGCUGCCAAGCUCCUCUCAAUCGCCGGUUAGGUACUUCUCACCAAUCCCAUUAUCCAAUUUCUUCUCGCACUCAUUUUCAUCUGCAAGUGAGAAUCAAUCGCUAAAUGAAAACGUAGAAACAGUAUUUCGCAUAAUUACUAGUUCACCCUCUUCAGCAGACAUGAGGGAUUCUCUGAAAUCGAGUCGGGUUUUUCUCUCAAAUGAAUUGAUCGAUGGAGUUCUUAAGAGGGUUAGAUUUAGCCACGGGAAUCCCUUACAGGCAUUGGAGUUUUUUAAUUACACUGGUAGAAGAAGGGGAUUUUAUCACACUGCGUUUUCUGUUGAUACAAUGCUUUAUAUCCUAGGUAGAGGCCGGAAGUUUGAAAAAAUCUGGGAUGUUUUGGUUGAUAUUAAGCUUAAGGAUCGGUCGUUAAUCUCGCCGCGAACUGUUAUGGUUGUAUUAGGAAGAAUUGCCAAAGUGUGUUCUGUGAGGCAGACUGUGGAGUCUUUUAGGAAGUUUAAGAAGUUUGUUCCUGAGUUUGAUGUCACUUGUUUUAAUGCAUUGUUGAGAACUCUGUGCCAGGAGAAGAGUAUGAUGGAUGCGAGGAACGUCUACCACAGUUUGAAGAGUAAGUUUAGACCGAAUUUGCAGACGUUUAACAUAUUAUUGUCGGGUUGGAAGUCGUCAGAAGAAGCUGAGGGAUUCUUUAAUGAGAUGAGAGAAAUGGGGGUUAAACCUGAUGUUGUUUCAUACAACUGUUUGGUUGAUGUUUAUUGUAAGAAUAGGGAAAUGGACAAGGCGUUUAAGGUGAUUGAGAAAAUGAGGGAUGAGGAUAUAGCUGCUGAUGUGAUUACGUACACUAGUGUUAUUGGGGGAUUGGGAUUGAUUGGUCAACCCGACAAAGCGAGAAAUAUUUUGAAAGAAAUGAAGGAGUAUGGAUGUUACCCUGAUGUUGCAGCUUACAAUGCUGCGAUACGGAAUUUUUGCAUUGCAAAGAGGCUUCGCGGGGCUUUUGAUUUGAUGGAUGAAAUGGUGAAUAAGGGUCUGAGUCCAAAUGCAACGACAUACAACUUGUUCUUUAGGAUUUUCUUCUGGUCGAAUGACUUACAAAGCUCGUGGAAUUUAUAUCGUCGAAUGAUGGAUACAUGUUGCUUGCCUAACACGCAAUCCUGUUUGUUCCUAAUGAGGUUGUUUAAGAAGCAUGAAAAUGUAGAAAUGGCACUGGAGCUAUGGAAUGAUAUGAUUCAAAGGGGUUUUGGGUCUUAUAUUUUAGUAUCCGAGGAGUUGUUUGAUUUUCUUUGUGAUUUGGGUAAGUUGAUUGAAGCUGAGAGGUGUUUUCUGCAGAUGGUCGAUAAGGGGCAUAAGCCUAGUAACGUCUCAUUUAAAAGGAUCAAAGUACUCAUGGAACUGGCAAAUAAGCAUGAGGUUCUUCAGAACUUGUCAAAGAAAAUGGAUGGUUUUUUGGAUCCACAAAAACGCCUUCCUGAAACAAUGAGUUAUUCAACGGAUCUGUCAAAUUCAAAUUCAUUCCAAUGUUAAAUGGAUUUAUUUUACAUGUCAUGGGUCUAUAUUUUUCUCUCAGUGAAAACUAAAAACUGACAGACCAUCAACGUAUUAUCUGCCUUUCGAGAGCAGGACGCCGAGCAAGAUCGUGGAGCUGGAAGUCGACCUAUAACAUCUUGGGGUGAGCCUCAACAUCUAAAUCCUUUGGCAUUCUAGAAAAGUACCCCACAUAGCCUUCUCAAGAAAGCUUUGCAUAUUAGGCUGUAGACACUACCUCAAGAAAGGGACAGCAAUUUACGCUUGUGUUGGAUGCAUUGUCCGAAUAAGCAUGAAGAACUAUUCACUUCAAAAAGAUAGUUGGAAUUUGGAGGAUUGAAGAUUGAGGAAGAAAAGAAAUGAGGUGAUUGGUUAAAGAACUGUCUCAUAAGAGGGUUACCAACUCUAUUGCUUCAUGGGGAUAUGAAUGUAUACAAAAAUCCAGAAACUCAGAUCUGGGUGUCAUGCUCAUGAAGAUCACCAUGACCGAGUACGAUUACAUCUCUAUUCAGAUUUCAGAACAUGGAAAAUAUUUUCCAAGUUGAAGACAGAUAAACCAAGAACUAUCAAUUUUAAACCUUUCUGCUGUUUUCGUCAUCGAGUUUUGUUACGAGCAGCUUUCUCGAGUGUGAAAUCUCAUCCAGCCGACCUCUAAGUUAGAAAAAGUUCCAUCCCUUCUCUUCUGUUUAACAAAAUACAUGGGAAAGAUUCUUGGUAAUGGGAGUUCCAAACUUGAAGGCCUCACCCGUUCUUAUACGUUCUCAACGUUCUAAUUUUUCAGUGUGUGAGCAUAUGUUGUAGGGGAUCUAAGUAAUUUUUUUUCCUUUUUCUCUUUUUGAAAAUGAACAUUAUUUGCAUUACAUAAAAUUGGAUGGAUAUUUUCGAAAAA
This is a messenger RNA of Benincasa hispida (wax gourd), 2491 nucleotides long. Its product is annotated as Pentatricopeptide repeat (PPR) superfamily protein. The record is from RefSeq and is a predicted model, not a curated record. Gene Ontology annotation, molecular function: mRNA binding; protein binding. Lineage: Eukaryota; Viridiplantae; Streptophyta; Magnoliopsida; Cucurbitales; Cucurbitaceae.